CCUGUAGUAUGUCCGCAGUCUCUGGUCAUCUCCUGUAGUAUGUCCGCAGUCUCUGGUCAUCUCCUGUACUAUGUCCGCAGUCUCUGGUCAUUUCCUGUAAUGCGCAAGGUUUGUGCGCUCUCUUUUUCAUUUCCUGUACUAUGUCUGCAGUCCAUUGGUUCAGAAUAUUUUUUUCUUCUUUUAAACACCUUAACAUUUUAGGCCCUAUUCCUAAUAUCUCCAGCGUAUCGGUCAUGAAACCCCAGUUAACCCUGUCAAAAGCCUUUUCGACAUCAAUUGACAGGAAUAUUGUCGGCAGUCUGUUUUCCCUUUGUAGGAGGAGCAAUGAUAUCAGGCCAUUGUACCUACCUUCUCUUCCAGGAAUGUAUCCUAUCUGAUCCCAGUGUAUCCACUCCGGCAUCAACUCCUUCAGUCUGGAUGC
Messenger RNA from Staurois parvus, 421 nucleotides. The record is from the annotation of a GenBank genome assembly. Lineage: Eukaryota; Metazoa; Chordata; Amphibia; Anura; Ranidae.